Pocillopora verrucosa is the source of this 681-nucleotide messenger RNA. The record is from RefSeq and is a predicted model, not a curated record. Lineage: Eukaryota; Metazoa; Cnidaria; Anthozoa; Scleractinia; Pocilloporidae.
AUGACCAGAAAAAUUAUGGUUGGAAUAAUCGCCUUCACAUGGAUUCUGUCAUGCUGUUGCUACGCUCUGGUAUUCCAUUACGCAACACUGGUAGAAAUAAAUGGAAAGACAUACUGUGGUAACCGUAUUGUGAGAGAUCUUUUGAAAUCACAGGAAAAUUUCCGUACUUACUUGAUCUGCGAUUUUAUUCUCGUGACUGGAAUACCGAUUGCUACGACCACAAUAUUGUACAUCGUAAUUGGGGUGAAAAUGUGCACUCGAAUAACUCCAGGGAAUCAAACUGCCGCCAAUGCUGCCCGGAAUCGUACAGUUAAUCGUAAGGUGAUAUCUAUGCUUGUUGCAGUCCUCAUUGCAUUCUGCAUUUGUUGGAUGCCAACUUGGGUUGCCUUGGCCUGUUUGAAUGUGCCACCACCGAGAAUGUGCCACAGUGAUGACUUCGCUUACAUCAGGUAUUUCCUGUGCUACUCAAACAGUGCAGUGACACCGUACAUCUACCCUGUUUUCAAUCAGAGUUUUCGAGAAGGUUACCUGCAUGCUUUGAGGCAAAUUGCUUCAUGCUGCUGUUUUCAGGGGAUUUGUCGACGCUGCGGCAAUAAUCAAGUGCUCCCGUCAGAAGAAAGAACGACAGCUACUACUGCUUCUAGAACGGACAGAACGCGCUUUAAUACCACUGAGCUGUGA